Molecule: messenger RNA, 5622 nt
Organism: Oryza brachyantha (malo sina)
Lineage: Eukaryota; Viridiplantae; Streptophyta; Magnoliopsida; Poales; Poaceae
Exons: 18
Coding region: 1-5490 (1829 amino acids)
Biological process (GO): transcription initiation at RNA polymerase III promoter; 5S class rRNA transcription by RNA polymerase III
Cellular component (GO): transcription factor TFIIIC complex
Molecular function (GO): DNA binding
Source: RefSeq, a predicted model, not a curated record
AUGGACGCGCUCGUCUCGGCGGCGCUCGAGGAGGUGUGCGCCCGCCUCUCGCCCGGCCUCCCGGUGACCGACCUCUGGCCGGCGCUCCGCGGCGCGCUCGAGGCGGCCGGACUCCCUCUCGGCCUAGCUGUCAAGAGCGCCCUCUGGGCCCGCCUCAUCGCCCUCCCCGUCAUCAGCCUCGUGGUGGGGGAGGGGGACGGGGUGCCCGUCGACCCGGUGGAGAAGAACGUGGAGGAGGCCGAACGGCGGAGCGUGCGGUUGGUUGCUAGCGCAGCCCUCAGGGACAACUUCCUCGGGAUGUAUGACCGCAGGCUCGCAAAAUCGGAGCUGAGCGCCGUCCAGAAGGCUACGCUCGAACGUAUCGGGGCAAGCAGGACUUCUGGUGUAACACAAAACGAUCUAAGCAAAACUUUCCGAAUGAAAGGAAACAACUUCCAUUUUAUUGUAAAGAGCCUUGAAUCGCAGCGGUUAAUUGUUCGGCAUUCAACUAUCAUAAAGGUUAAAGACCAUGGAGCUGAUGUCGAUGAUGCUGCCCAGAAUAAACAAAUCAUCAAUACUAACUCACUAUAUCUCUCACGUUAUGCCAAAAACCUUAAUAUGAAUUCACACCAAAGAAUUGAGAUCAUAAAGCCUGAACUAUUGGGCAGCAACGAAGAGACCAAUGCAGAUGUUUUGCAAGAUGGGGCUUUUAGUGUAAAUGACAAGAACGAUGUAUCUAUUCAUGAUUAUCUUCCAGCAAUGAAAGCCAUAUGCGAUAAACUAGAAGAAGCUAGUGGAAAGACUCUUGUUGUGUCGGAUAUAAAAGUAGAUCUCAAUUACAGGAUGGCAUAUGGGCACAGAGCAUGGAGAAAUGUACUGCAUAGGCUAAAGGAUGCACAACUUAUUGAAGAAUUUGAUGCCAAAGUUGAUGACAAGGUUAUUCGCUGUUUACGUCUGUUGAAGAAAUUUGAUCCAAAUGAAUUUCAGCCAAAAAGUACAACCUCAAAUUACAAACUUGGAAAGAAAGACCAGUCAACUGAUCAAGUUAUGGAGCUCCCAUUAGAGACUUGUAUAUACGAUAUGAUCAAUGCUCAAGGUCCAAAAGGAAUAACCCUUGUUGAGCUUGGCAAACGUCUUGGGCACAACAAUUCAAAAAGGCUUCAUAAGCGAGUGUCAUCCAUGCUUGAAAAAUACAAUUUGACUUGGGAAGCUGAAGUUCCAGACAAGACAUCACAAUACCGAGUUUGGACUUUGAAAAACUUCUCACACUACAAAGCUGGUACUGCUCUGCAUAAUUUUGAGGAACCGCCAGAUGAUCAUGACAAGUGUUCUGAUUUGUGGUCACUAGUUCCAUCUAAAGGAUCAGAAUCUCCAAGAUCACAGGGUGAUUUAUUUGUUGAUAAUAACAAGGUUUUGUUGGAAGAAGAAUGUCUCAAUAAAUCAGCAGGGCAUCACCUCCAGAGUAACCAUGGAGCUCGCGUUGGAGUUUCUCAACUUGUCGAACAAGAUAAAAUUGCUUUGGGUCAGAGGAAGAGGCGUCGCUGCCCUCCGUUGACUUCUGAUGAUCGACGACAUAGGAGGAUUCUUCACAUGUUAAAGAAAAAGAAAUUUGUACUAAAGGUGGAGUUGCAUAAAUGGUUAGAGGGACUUGAAAAGGAAAAUGGAAAAAUAAUGGAUAGGAAGACAUUGACUCGCACUUUGAAUAAGCUUCAGGAAGAGGGCAGCUGUAGAUGCAUCAAAGUUAGUAUCCCUCUUGUUACGAACUACACCCGCAGUCGCCUCAUUGACGUAAUACUGCAUUCUAAUGUUGGAGACUUGUCACCGGAACUUGUGGAUCAAAUUAGGAAUAGACAAAGGGACUUUGAUACUGAAAUUCGCUCAGGUGCAGCAGGUAAAGUGAAGCAAAAUCAACAUACAACUGCUGUACUUGAUUUUAGGAUUCCACGCAGAGUUAAAGAUAGCAAACCAUUGAUAUUAGAAGCUAUGCAUGCCAAUGGAUUCAUUGGUGCAAAGAUGAUUCGAGCAAAGCUAUUCCAUAAAUUUCUAUGGGUAUAUAUUAGUGCUUUGCCAAAUUGGUGUAACCCAUUUGACAAUGUCAAAGAAGGACAUCAUGACAAGAACCUUAAUCAAUCGUCUGUGUUGUUUUCAAUGGUGGCAGCUACAAAAGAAAUGCCACUUGAACUCUUUCUGCAAGUUGUGGGAUCAGCAAAGAAGAUAGAUCACAUGACUACUAAGUGUAAGCUUGGAAAAACACUUUCAGAAAUUCCUACCGAGGAAUACAACCAACUCAUGGAUACUCAUGCCAAAGGCCGACUCUCACGCUUAAUAAAUAUUCUAGAUAAGCUCAAGCUGGUCCAACUUGCAAAGGAACUUGUAGAGGAUUCUGGUGGGCCAUCAGAUGCCUUGCCUACACAUUCGAUGGAGCUGAGGCCUUACAUUGAAGAACCUACACCAAGAAUUCUUCCAUCAUCCCAUGUUAAUGCAAACAAUGGACCAAAAAUUCGGCAUGAUUUUGUACUUUCAAGGCAGGAGUUUGUCGAUGCUUACUGGGAAACGCUAGAGUACUGUUAUUUAACAGCUGGCUUGGCUGAGCCAUCAAGUACCUUUCCUGGCUGUUCCGUACCAGAGGUUUCUCAUCCUCGUUCAUGGAGUUCACUUAGAGUAAUGACUACUGAGCAAAGAAUGGAGUUACAACGGCGCAUUGUGAAUGCCAGUGAGAAUGGAAAACUUCCUUUUAGAGAUUGUCGUAUAAUUGCAAGGGAACUGAAUCUUUCUGUACAGCAGGUGCUCUGUGCUUCCUCCUCUCAGAAUAGGCAACUUCAUGGACAGUCUAGCAUCCCUGCUGCACGAAAUCAGCGAAAAGUUAGUUCAGGAUCAACCUCUAAAAAAAGGAAAAGGUCUGCUGGUGAGAUUACCCAGAAAUUUAUCAAACAGCAUGUUGAAACCGGUGAAUCCACUGAACCCAGAGCAGCGCAGUCUAUCCCGGCCGAGGAGGUAUCUGGGACAAUCUCUCCAUCCACAUUCCGCACUGGUUCUCCCCAAAAUGCGGAUGAAGAUAAGACAAGCAGCCCAAGGAUCAGUCGAUCUACCAUCUUAAGAAGAAGUUGCAUGAGAGGGAAACGAUUUAUGUGGACAUACGAUUCUGACAGAAAGUUGCUGAUGAUAUACACUAGAUCCCGUGUAAUGCUUGGAGCAGGAACUCAUCGCGUAGAUUGGAACUCUCUCUCUGAUCUUCCAGCUCCACCAGCUGCAUGUCGUAGAAGGAUGGCAUACUUGAGAAACAAAGUAAACAUAAGACCAGCUGUCAGCCGAGUCUGUGACCUAUUAGGGGUACAAUACACUAGGUACCUUGAAAAGGAAAAGAGAUGGAAAUUGAAUGGAUUACCAUCUGAAAUCUCAAAUUCUGGUCACGAGAACUGCACGAAUCCAGAUUCUGAGCAAUUUGAUUGGGAUAAUUUUGAGGAUCCAGAAAUAAAAAGUGCACUUGAUGAAGUCCUUGAAUUCAUCCGAGUAGAAAAAAUGGAGCAGACCAGGAGAGUUGGGCCUAAGAAUGAAAGGAAUAAUGAUGAAAAUGAUGUCACCAAGGAAGUUCCAAAUGGCCAGGAACAGCCAGUUAUGCAAGGUGCAAGUACAUCCAGUGCAAGCACUGGAAUUGCAGAAAGUGGACUCCAUGAACAUGUGAAAUUCAGGCGUUCAAAUGCAAUCCGUGCAAGCAAAAACAUGGAUAUUCCAUGCAAAUCUCAUGAGAAGGACAUUAACCACAAUAAAGAUGAAAUUGCUAAAAGAGAUGUAUGCAGAUCCUUGGCAGUUGCAAAUGCCUUAGAGCUUCUAAAAUUGACUUUCCUCAGCACCUCAUCAGGGCCAGAAGUACAAGCUUCAUUAGCAGCAACCCUCCAGCUUUAUUCAGAGACUGAAAUUUUUACUGCCUUUUCCUUUCUCAGGGAGAAAAACUUCAUGGUAACUGGAGAUGGAACAAAGCCGUACACCCUCUCUGGAAAGUUCUUUUUUAAUGCUUCUCAUUCACCCUUCCCAUUUGGUUCAGGGAAAAAGGCUUCUGAGUUUUACCAAUGGGUUAUAGACCAGCAAAAGGAUACCAUGGAUGAUAGAGUUUGUUUGUAUCCAGAUCUACAAUGUGGAGAAAUUGUUCAGCUUUUUUCUCUGGUUUUGUCAGGAGAGUUGUUCAUUUCACCCUCAUUGCCAAGCGAAGGAGUUGGUGAGGCUGAUGAGCCUAAUAGCUCUAGUCUGUUCGUUGAAGAUAACAGUGAAUUGGAUGAUAGACCUCACAAACGCAAUGCUGAUAUGGUUAAACUUAAAAGCAGUAAUAAAACUAAGAAACACAAACCUUUGCCCAAGAUAGAAAGUGACUUUUGCUAUCGCCGAGAGAAAGGUUUUCCAGGUCUCCAAGUGGCUAUGAAUCAAGAAAGAAUCCAAACAAGUAAUCUCAUGCAAGUGUUGCAUGAUAAAGAAUGCCUUAUUUUUACUUCAGCCUGGGAAAUGGGGAGAAAGGAUGUUGAGUCACAGGUAGAAAGCCACAAUAUGUCUUCAUCGUAUCCAAGCAACUCCAGUUCAUGUCGGCGUUUACUGUCAGAAUCUCAUUUGGAGAACUCUUAUGGUGGAUGGCCUUGGGAUGCUAUGAAAACAUAUGCUGAGCAGUUACCAUCCAAUAAAAAUGAACCACUCAUAUUGUCUUCUGAUCUGUUCAGAAAUGCAUUUUGUGUUAUUCAUAAAUCUGGUGAACAAGGAGUUAAUUUGAGAGAGAUGUCACAAGCGCUGGGUCCUUUAGGCAUGCAGUUCAUCGAUGUGAUUGUUUAUACUCUUGAGAGAUUUCAGCUGGUUAUUAAGGUCAAUGCGUAUGAUGGUGUACAGAUUGUUGACUCUAUACAUAAGUCAAAAUAUCAUAUAACUACACUUGGAGACUGCAGACAUUGCAGUUGUUUGCAAGCUCCUGCUUUUGAAAUGGUAGACACUGGAGAUACAGAAAAUCUACUGAAAGAGAAGCAUGGAAUGUCUAGUGAUAUUCAGGGGACUGUGAAAAUGCUUGGUGAUGGGCACACUGUGACAGUUCUUAAUGUCCAAAGCAAGUCGAACUCACCUCAUAUAUGCAGUCAAAGUCCUGUAGGUCAGAAAAGGUCAUUUACUUCAUCACAAGACAACAGGGGCAGUGAAAGGCAUAUUUAUCACCCAAUAUUGCCAUGGAUAAAUGGUGAUGGAAGCAUGAAUAACACUGUCUAUGAAGGUCUAAGUCGUCGUAUUAUUGGAUAUAUCAUGCAAUAUCCAGGAAUAGUAGAGGAGGAUAUUAUCCAUCGGAUGGAUGUGUUGAAUCCGCAGAGCUGCCGGACCUUGUUGGGAAAGCUGAUGUUUGAUAAACACCUAUUUGCUCGGGUGUUUGAUGAACCUGCCCCUACAGGUCCUACCAUACUGCAGAGUCUUUUGAAGCAAGAUCUUUGUAAAGAAGCAUCCAAAUGUAAAAAGCGUUACUUUGCUAAUCCAACGAGUACAUUUCUGCUGUAAUGGACGCGGAUGGCUCCAUCCAGUGUGAAGUGAUAUCUGCUAUGAGCUGGUGAACAUGCUUUUUAUAGUCUGGUUCUGGUAUGAACUUGCUUUUAAGCCGAAUGCUAAACAAGUUCUGCGUAUUUUCAGCAA